Molecule: messenger RNA, 2832 nt
Organism: Cercopithifilaria johnstoni
Lineage: Eukaryota; Metazoa; Nematoda; Chromadorea; Rhabditida; Onchocercidae
Source: the annotation of a GenBank genome assembly
AUGGCUACACAGGAACUCAUAUGUCAAAAUACUUUCUUCGACGACAUUUUCCCUAACGAAACAUUAAUAGUUUGGUCAGAAUCGGAUACGUGUGACUUGGCGCUAUCGUUUCAAGAUAAGACAGGAUGUGAGGAUAUUUGGGAAAAAAUUUGCCAAGUACAGGGUCGUGAUCCGGAACAGCAUCCUGAUUUCACAGGAAACUACGAAGAUCUGGAUGAUUCAGAAGGUCUGGAUUCCGCAGGACAAGGAUAUAGUGGACAGCGAUCGGCUACGGGAGCUACGAUAACUCUUCCACCAUGUGAAGUAAAUUCAUUAGCCGAUAUCGAGGUCAUGAUUUCGAAUAGCUUUGGAUCAGCAGCUCUUCGAGAAAAACUGGCGAUAGCCAUUGAAAAUCAAGGGUAUGUUGCAAAACUCUGCGAUGUUUUCCAUAUGUGUGAAGAUUUGGAGCAUAUUGAUGCGCUGCAUACAUUGCAUCAAAUUGCGCGCAGUUUAUUCAUGCUUAAUCGCAAUACUCUUCUCGAAAUUUUACUUAGUGAAAAGUAUUUCAAAGAUAUUGUUGGGAUGUUAGAGUAUGAUCCGGCUGAACCUAAACCACGAAAGCAUCGUGAAUUCUUAUUCCAAAAGGCCAGAUUUCGAGAAGUAUUGCCCAUUCACAAUGAUGAAUUACGCCAAAAAAUACAUCAGACUUACAGAGUUCAAUAUGUUCAGGAUAUCUGUUUACCAGCACCUUCUCUAUUUGAAGAAAAUUUAUUGUCCGUUCUGAAUAGCUAUUUAUUCUUCAAUCGAGUGGAUAUUGUUAGUUUGUUGCAGGACGAUAAGCAACUUUUGAAGGAUUUAUUCGAUCAGUUAAAAAAUCCUGCAACAACAACUGAAAGGCGGAAGGAUCUAACUAUGUUUUUGAAGGAAUUCUGUUCUUUUUCAACAUCACUGCAGCCAAAUGGACCGCAAGGGCGUGAAAACUUUUAUAAAACGUUAAUGCAAAAUGACGUGCUAGCAGCGAUAGAACCAUGUAUAACAAGUAAAGAUAUACAAACGCGAGCAACAACUGUUGAAAUGUUCGUGAUGAUUGUUGAAUUUAAUCCGCAGACUGCACGGGAUUAUCUUCUUCAACAAGGUCGUGGAUUUGGCGAAUCUAAGAACAAUCAGUUGCUACUUAAUAAAUUGAUUGAUCACAUGUUAACGGAUCGUGAUCCAGAAUUGACGUCAGCUUAUACAAUGGUUAAAGUAAUGCAGUCGUUACUGGAUCCAGAUAACAUGAUUACGGCACCAAAUAUGAAAUCGGAAAGACAUGAAUUUUUAACUUUCUUUUACCGGCGAUCUAUGGAAACUUUGUGUCGACCGCUGUAUGCAAAUACUGAGAAUGAUGCAUUAAAAAAGGAUAAUUAUCACUGUGCAAAUCAGCAAGCAAUGAUCAUCGAUAUCCUUUGCUUCUGCUUCGAACAUCAUGCGGUGCAUAUGCGAAAUUAUUGCAUUAGCAACAAAUUGCUGAACCGUGUACUUGUUCUUGUGAAGAGCAAACAUCAUUUUCUUUCUUUGAGUGCAUUGCGCCUAUUUCGACGGGUUGUCCAAUUGAAGGAUGAGUUUUAUUAUCGGUAUACAGUAAGGGAUGAUGUCAUGCGGUCUAUCGUUGAUUGUUUCAGAAAAAAUGGCCACCGAUACAACCUUCUAAAUUCUGCAAUAAUUGAACUUUUCGAAUUCAUUAAAAUGGAAGAUAUUAAGCCUCUGAUUGUUUAUGUUGUCGAAAAUUUCAGUAAGGAUUUUGAAGACGUUACAUACGUAACGACGUUUAAGUCACUGCGCUUGAAAUAUGAACAAAUGAGAGAUCGUGAAGGUCGCAAAAUGGAGGACUCAUCACCUACCGAUUCUUUAAUUUCCGUUGAAGCUAAUUUGCCGGCACAGUGGAAAAUGGAACGUCAGGCUGAUGCGGAUGAGCAGUGGUUUAAUGAUGACGACUCAGAGAACGCAUCACCAGCAGGAGAUUGGGAUCCCAACAAGCAAGGCAAAGAACUAGGAACAACUUUAGUAUCUCAAUCUGCACUGCUUGAUGUUUCUCCUUCUUCUUCUGCUGCGUCUAUUGCUAAGGAGGAUGAGUCGUUAGAGAAAAGUAUAACAACGAGAAAAAUGGGCAUUGAACCCCUUCUUCCUAAUUUACUGAAGCGUAAAGUAGAAGAUGAAUCGGAUGCUGUUUUUCCAACUCAAAUUAAUACUCCGCUUAAAACUCACAUUGCACCUCGAAUUAUCAUCAAGGUAAAUACCGAUAAACAGAGCCCUUCGUUAUCCUUAUCUCCUCAACCAACAUGCAAUUCUCCGCCGGGUGAUCCAGUUGUUUCAUCCACCGAAACUGCCAAUUCUCCAUCAAGCUCUACCUCGUCUCUUAUUGCGUCGUCUGCAAGUGUUGUAACCGUUCUUGCCAAAAAGCCGCUGGUGGAAUACGACGAAAGCGACAGCGAUGAGGAAGACGAAACCACGGAUUCUGGAUCAACGGGAGAUUCACUUCCUUCAAGCUCGAGUUCAUUUGGUCGGCCUUCCUCAAAUCUUAGCAGCCAGUCAUCUAGUGACGAUCAAGAUGAUGUAAGCAGCACAUCGGGCGAUCAUGAACCCUUUCCAGUUUCUGUUGAUGAUAUCAAAAAAGAUGAGAAUCAGAAAGAUCAAAACAUGUCACGAAAAAGAUCCUCCGAAUCAAUGCUAACUGGAGAAGCAAUAGGAGAGCAGCUUGUUAACGAAGACAAUGUCUCUGAUGAUGAAAUCUCUACGAAAAGACUGAGGUUGCAUGGUGAGGAAAAUUUUGAAGCAGAAGCAGUAAGACCGACUGAGGAGUCAGCUUUUAAGUGA